AUGGCAGCGAGGCCCAUCCUUUCGUUCUUAUUGGCUGUGCUGGCGUGCACUGGGCCGGCCCAACCCUCGCCCCCACUGCUGCUCCGCCCCCGGGAGAGAGAGAGGGACUCUGGAGGGGCUUCGGGCGGAGUCAACAUCGCUGUAGUCCACUCCGGCUCCUCCCACCUCCCGGAAACGAGUGCCGGGGUGGGGGGUGUGGGCGUGGGCGUUGCCUCUUCGGCGGGCUCCGGCUCCGGUGCCGGGCCAAGCAGCAGCAGCAACUCGGGGACAGGUUUUCUGAGUCGGGCCUGGUCAGGACAGGUGGGUGAGAGCGUGAUGACACCAUGGGGACCCGCGAAUGUGAUCUGGCUGGCCGUGAACGAGAGCAGUCCUGGGAGCCUCUUGCUACAGUUGUGUGAGUUACUGGCUACCACUCCACUACAAGGCCUUGUGUUUGAGGAAGAGAAGCCGCCACCGCCCAACCGCGCACCAUUAGCACCUAUGCUGGAAUUUGUCUCGGCCCAGACAGGAGUGCCUGUGAUUGCCGUUGGAGGAGGGGCUGGCUUGGGGAGGGAGCCACAGGAGAGCGGCUCCGUCUACUUGCAGUUCUUGUGCUCCACUGGCCUGCAGCUGGAGGUCAUUUUCGAAGUUCUGGAGGAGUUUGAUUGGACGGCUUUCUCUGUGGUUACCACACGCCACCACGGCUAUGAGGACUUCCUGGCCAUGGUAGAAGGCAUGAUAGAUGGCUCCUUCAUCGGCUGGGAGAGAAAGAGCGUAGUGAUGCUCAACCUGACUGAUGACCCGGGAGGGGCUCGUACACGCAGGCUGCUGAAAGAGAACGAAGCACAGGUGCGACUCCUAUAUUGCUCACAGGAAGAGGCGGAGCACAUUUUUAAGGCUGCAUGGGCAUCCGGGCAGGCUACUCCUUCACAUAUGUGGUUUGCGGUGGGCCCGGCUCUGUCUGGACUUGGUCUUGAGGGUCUACCCAAGGCUCUUUUCUCUGUGCGACCCCAGGGAUGGAGGGACGAGCCACGACGGCGAAUUGCAAAGGGUGUGUCGGUAUUGACGCACGGUGCUAUGGCUUUACGUAGGGAGUAUGGUGGGGCCCGAGGGACGAGCUUUGCUGGGAACUGCGUGAUGGAUGGAAAUCAAACACAGAGGGUGCCGGAUAGGAUCAGGUUCUUCAGUAACAUAACUCUAUCUGGACGGGACUAUUCCUUUAAUAAUGACGGUUAUCUGGCAAAUCCGCUCCUGGAUGUUAUCUCCUACACUGCAGGAAGAGGAUGGGAGGAGGUAGGUUGGUGGGAAAAUGGAGUGCUGCGUCUGCAUUACCCUCCCUGGUCCCGUUACGGCUCAUUCCUCAAACCUCUGGAUGACUCCCAACACUUGCGUGUGGUUACUCUGGAGGAGAGGCCGUUCGUCAUCGUGGAGCCUGCUGAUCCUGGAACAGGCUCCUGCAUCAGAGACUCUGUGCAAUGCCGUCUGCGACUCAACAACAGCAUGGUUGUUGAGGGCAUUCAGUCCAUGAAGCACUGCUGCAAAGGCUUCUGUAUUGAUGUUCUCAAGCGCCUGGCUAAAAUAGUGGGCUUCAGCUAUGACCUCUAUCUGGUGACCAAUGGCAGGCAUGGAAAGAACAUAAAUGGAGAGUGGAAUGGAAUGGUCGGGGAGGUGGUGUCCAAGCGGGCUGACAUGGCGAUCGGCUCCUUGACUAUUAAUGAAGAGAGGUCAGAGGUUGUAGAGUUCUCUGUUCCGUUUGUGGAGACUGGCAUCAGUGUCAUGGUCUCUCGUAGCAAUGGCACUGUGUCACCAUCUGCUUUCCUCGAGCCGUACAGCCCAGCUGUGUGGGUGAUGAUGUUCGUCAUGUGCCUGUCUGUGGUAGCUGUGACCGUCUUCAUAUUCGAAUUCUUAAGCCCUGUUGGAUAUAACCGAAGCUUACAGAGUGGGAAGAAGACAGGAGGUUCAAAGUUCACCAUAGGGAAGUCUAUUUGGCUGCUGUGGGCUCUGGUGUUUAAUAACUCUGUUCCGGUGGAAAACCCAAGAGGCACCACCAGUAAGAUAAUGGUGCUGGUCUGGGCUUUCUUUGCUGUCAUCUUCCUGGCCAGCUACACUGCAAACCUGGCUGCUUUCAUGAUCCAAGAAGAGUACAUCGACACUGUGUCUGGCCUCAGUGAUAAGAAGUUUCAGCAUCCCACAGAGCAGUAUCCUCCCUUACGCUUCGGCACUGUCCCAAAUGGGAGUACAGAGGAGAAUAUACGGAGCAAUUACCCCAACAUGCAUCAGUACAUGGUGCGGAACAAUCAGAGAGGCGUGGAAGAGGCCAUCGACAACCUUAAAACUGGAAAACUGGAUGCAUUCAUAUAUGAUGCAGCUGUCCUGAAUUACAUGGCUCGCAAGGACGAGGGCUGCAAAGUAAUGACCAUCGGCUCUGGCAAAGUGUUCGCUACAACAGGAUAUGGCAUUGCCUUACACAAAAACUCCCGCUGGAAGCGGCCGCUAGACCUUGCCCUCCUGCAGCUAGUUGGAGAUGAUGAGAUUGACAUGCUUGAAAGACUCUGGCUGUCUGGGAUCUGCCAUAAUGAUAAGAUUGAGGUGAUGAGUUCCAAGCUGGACAUAGACAACAUGGCGGGAGUGUUCUAUAUGCUUCUGGUUGCCAUGGGCCUAAGUCUGCUGGUGUUUGCAUGGGAGCAUCUUGUCUAUUGGAAGCUCCGCCAUUGUUUGGGCCGCUCUGGAGGAAUGGACUUCCUACUAGCUUUCAGUCGGGGAAUGUACAGCUGCUGCAAUUUUGAGGAUGAAACAGCUCCUGGAGGCUCCCAAAGCACACUUCCUCAAUAUCAUCAUGUCUCCACAGUUCCUCCUCCUCCACCGCCUCAUGUGAUCUCUGCAGCCUUGGCCAAUCCCCCCAUCGCUAUGGCACAACAGCAGCAACAACAAAAGCAACACCACCAGCAGCCACCAGUAUACAAUGCUCUUCUUCCUGGCUCCCCUCCUUCAGGUGGACAUUCUGGAAUGGCACUAGGGCCAUCGAACAGUCCCAUUCUUGGAGCACCCAUGCCUUGCUCUACAUUCCUACCAAGGCAUGAUCGUCGAUUAGCUGUUGUGAAUCGGUGGACACGUCCAAAGGUGGGCCCUGAGAAGCCUGGCGGUGUGAACAGUGGGAUAACAGACUUAACGCAAUUCCAAGGCAUGCCCCCUCACUGGGGUGCAGGAAUAAGUGGAGGAGAGGAGGGUCUGGAUGAGUACAAGAGAUACUAUGGGCCAAUUGAUCCAGAAGGCUUAGGGGUCUCUGCCGAACCUCAAAACAUAGGCACCCAAACUCCAAAAAUGAAGCAUCAUGGGACGAAAUCCUCUGGAAACCCAUGGUUACCUCCUAAAGGUCAAGCCUCUGGACACGCUGAACCUCAAAACAUAGGCAUCCAAACUCCAAAAACUAAGCAUCGAGGGACAAAAUCCUCUGGAAACCCACGGUUACCUCCUAAAGGUCAAGACUCUGGACACUUACCAAUUAACCCUGCUUUGCCACAUCCCUCUCCACCUCUGCAAUCUAUCUGGAGGAGAAGCAGCUUCUCAAAAAGGAAGGGUUCAGGGGGGCCACUCUACGAAAACAUCCUUCCACUCGGAAGGAGAGGUGGUGGCAGAUAUGGAAUGAGGGAUGGGGGUGGGAGAAGAGGACGUCGUCCUCCUCCUCUUCCUCUGCCUAUACCUGUGCCCCUCUCUUCCCCAACACAGACUCUGCCCUCACCUUCUCCAUAUGUAUGCUACACAUCCAAUUCCUCCAGCAGCUCCAGCACCUCCAGUUCAUCCUCUUCUUCAGAAUCAGUCUCCCGAUCCAAUUCUCCCUCUUCUUCAUCAUCGUACACAUCAUCACAGAGCUUCAGAUACCGGGCAGAUGUACGAGAUGUGUAUGAGGACUAUGACACAGAUGAGCUUACGGAGGAGGAGUCAAGCUUGCUUUUGGGGAGGAGAAAAAGUCGUUCACGUAUGUCCUCUCGAUCCCUGCCUAGCAGUCCUCCACCACCACCUAUACCACCCCGCAAACCUUGCGGACAGAGGGCGCAGGUGAGAGACAGAGCAGGCAGCCAGAUUGCACAGCUUCAAGAGUGGUGGACCUCUUGGGGAGAGAAAGAAAAGGGUAGAAGAGCAACUGGAGAUAGAGAUGUUAAGGAGGAGAAACAACAUCAUAAAGAAAGGGAAAGAGAGAGAAAGAGGAGGAAGAAGGGUAGAAAGAAAAAGAAGAGAGAAGAGCGUGAAAAAGAAAGGGAGAGUAAAAGGCGUAAGGUGAAAAAGAAAAAGAAAAAAGAGGAACAAUCAAGAAGAAGGGAGAGGGAAAAACGAACUGAACAAGAGGAGGUAGAUAUGGACAGGAAAGAUGUCUUUGAAAAAGGAAUAGGACAGGAAUACUCUUCUUAUCCUGCACUGAGGCGAAGCUCUUUCCGAAAAAAGAGUGAAAGCUCUACAAGGAGUUAUGAGUGGGAUACUAUCAGAGAUGGAGUAAAGAGAGAUAGGGAUGAUCAAGGUGGAGAAGAUGAAGAAGGCAGUAGAGGAAAGGAAAGGCAUCAGAGAAGCCCAAAAUCACAACGCCACUCCAGGCCAAGGUCCAACAACAAGCAUUUUUCUUGCUCAAACAAACCUUCUUCAACAGUCAAAUUUUGGAGUAGUGGGAACCCAACUUCUGAUUCACCAUCGUCUUUUGUACCCUUGCUUCCCAUAUCUAAAAGACGAAAGUAUGUAGGAGCUGAGAGAGAUGAGCGAGGAAGAGGUGGAGAGAGUCGGCCCCUUUUGGGAAAAAACAAGAGAGUUAAGCCUUGCUCGAGAGAAGGCCUGUCAUUUCACGAAUGGGAUUCCGAGGAAGAAGAAGAUGAGGAGUCUGAAGUGGAAAGAAGUAGGCCAGAAGAACAGGGGCGACGACGAGAAAGCAGAGGAAUGGACUCUGAAUCCGAAAGGGACAGAGAAAAAACUGUUGAGAUAUACACAGAUGAUGAGGGUUCCUCAGGAGAGUUUGGUAAGUUUGAGAGAUAUUGGGAGGGUCACGAAGGAAGGGCAGUUGGAGGCAUUGGAGGAGGAGGAUGGUUCUUUGGCACCUACCCUGCCAGAGAAAGAGGAGGCAGCAUAAACAGUAGAGAUGACUCUUUUUUAGGGUGGGGUGGUGGAGAAAGUAGCUUGGGGUUCAGAGCAGGAACAGGGUGGGGAUCAGAAAGAUUAGGAUCAAAUCAGUGGCCUCCAACUCCAUUGACUCCCCCACCUCCUCGAAGAUACUGGUCUGUUGAUAAAUUACCAGUGAAGACCGAAAAUAAAUCUAAAAGCAGGUCUCAAGAGAAGAGUCGAGUCCACACAUCCUGUUCCUGCCAGUCACCCCAUCACUUUGCCAGCACUCACUCCAAAUGGAAUCGGGUGACUUCUAGGAGUCAGGAGGAGCUAUUCCCUCACUGCCACAGUUUCAGCAGCAGUGUAAGACCCAAACGGCAAUCAUCCAAACCAGAUCGGGCUCAGAGCCAGGCAAAAUCUGGAAGCCAAUCCAACCUCAGUGCACAAAGACCACAACGCUCAGACCGGUCCCGACAACCGCCGUCCCCUCCUCAGAGUCUACCGCCAUCUUUACCCCCUCCAAUGGUCCCUGCACUCCCAGCCCCACCCUCUUCCUCUCACCAUAUACAUGUACCUCCACCUACCUCCUCCUCAUCAGUGUCCUCCCCAUCGGUUGUCUCAUCUACACCUGGUGCCCCACAGCCCUCGUCUUUGUCCUCCUUUAGUGCUAAGCUCCAGUACCAGAAACUGCGAUCGUUUACCCAACCCCAAAUGUAUCAAUCCCCACAUCUUCCCCUCAAAACCAAGAGCCUGUGCUCUCGUCGAGGCUCUGCCCACUUCUCCAGUGUGGAGAGUGAGGUCUGAGGAACAUAAUUAAAUGAGGAACAUCAGCAAGUAGCCCCUAGGGGCGAUCAAAUCACCUGCUCAUGCCACAAACUGUUAACUGUUCAUAGCAGUCGAGUUGGGUUGUUUUCGCUGGCACCCAUCUCUUGCACAAAGCUCUAAUGCUCAGAGACAAACCUGGAUUGGGAUGUCACAUAAAUUGUAGCCCUUUCUCUUUACUUGUAUAAGAAUGGAAUACUGUCAUGCUGACAAAUCUUUUUGAUGUUAGCGAGGCUGUUUGUAUGGGAUUGGCUUUGCUUUUCUUACUUCUUGGGGGCUUUAAGGUGGAGCGUCAAUAAUGUGGGUAAAUGUGAUUUUUCUUGGAGUGUUUUGCUGCUCGAUGGCUCUGGAACGAUUUUUUGAAGGGAGAUUCUGAGGUCAAAAUACAAAGCCCUAACAUCCCACGCCCAUCUUUUUUUCUCUCUUGCUCUCAGAGCUCUGAAUCAUGAUGUAAUUGUUGUGUAUAUUUGUUCAAAAUCUCUCAAGGGAAGCUUUCACAAAGGAAAGUAGCAAACCAUUUUUCUCUUCUCAGAGCAUUUUUCUUGACCUCCACCUUCCGCAAACUGACAUCUAGCAUUCUGUGAGUUGUUGUCAGUGUUUGUAUUCCUAGCAACAGGGUAAGUUAGCCAUGACUGAUCACAUAUUGGCUUACUGAAGCUGAAUGCCA
Molecule: messenger RNA, 6550 nt
Organism: Sinocyclocheilus anshuiensis
Lineage: Eukaryota; Metazoa; Chordata; Actinopteri; Cypriniformes; Cyprinidae
Product: glutamate receptor ionotropic, NMDA 2D-like
Exons: 13
Coding region: 1-5865 (1954 amino acids)
Biological process (GO): monoatomic ion transport
Cellular component (GO): membrane
Molecular function (GO): ligand-gated monoatomic ion channel activity; signaling receptor activity
Source: RefSeq, a predicted model, not a curated record